GCACGAACGACCAUUUCCAUGGCCCACACUCGUUCUAGCAUCCUUUUACAUUCGAUAACUACCGAGAUCCCGAAAGUACAUGUCGUCGAAGCGCACCAAACGAGGUGUCUGUCCAUUUGCUGACACGACGGUGUCUCCUGCCGUGGCGGGAGUGUGUCCCUACCACGCCCACGCAGCGCUCCCACCGCCCACCAUCAAAAAAGAAGUACGCUUCGAAUCCAAAAGCGGACGCUACGUCACAUCCGAGAAGACGACGCGGCUGCUUGCCGACAUUGGCGGCGCCGACACGGUGCGCAUCUUUUGCACGCGCUUUUACGCGCGCUUCCUUGCCGACACGCACUUGCGGCCGUUUUCGUUCUUGGACGACGGUGCCGUCAUGCACGCGGACCGCCUCGCAACCUUCCUCGUGCAAGAAAUGGGCGGCGACGUGCCCGUGCCGUCCCCGUCGUUUGGCGCCGCACACUACAAGGCGCGCUACUCGUCCAAGCGGCACCCGUCUGUGCGCGGUCGGCCAUUUAGCCUCGUGGAUGCUCGCAUUUGGAUGCGCUUGCACUUUUGGGCCGUGCGCGAGUGCGGUUUGCAGCGCCACCGGGCAUUCUGGAAGUGGUACGUGGCGUUCAUUGGGCACCACAUUCGCCUCUAUGAAAAGACGUCGGCGGCGUUUGCCAAGGACGACGCCGAGUGGUCCUCGGACACGAGCGCUAUCGAUGCAUACCUCGCCAACGGCAACGUCAUGACGGACCUCGUCGUGUAGCCAAAGAAACGACGACGGUAGUGCAGUAGCCCAAUAAAAUUGAAAGAAAGUUGAUACUUUGUGGUACGCUCCACACGUCAC
Molecule: messenger RNA, 835 nt
Organism: Saprolegnia diclina VS20
Lineage: Eukaryota; Oomycota; Saprolegniomycetes; Saprolegniales; Saprolegniaceae
Exons: 1
Coding region: 80-754 (224 amino acids)
Molecular function (GO): heme binding; oxygen binding
Source: RefSeq, a predicted model, not a curated record